AUGGCGUUUCGUCUACCACCACAACCCCCGGAAAACGACUCGACUGAAUGGGUGCUCUUCUCCCCCUCCCAACCUUCCGUCACCGCCCAUACACACACCACCUCCACCGAACAUACCCCGCGCACCGCGGGCGCGUCUCGUCUCAGUGACUUUGGCUCCUUUGGCACCGUGACCCGGUCCGCCUUGGGCCCCGAACAGGAAGAUGACGCCGACGACCUGGAUGAUGUGUUGGACGAGGAUGGGACCGAGUUAGACAGUCUAGACGACGGUCUACACGCCUUCCGAGCCCCCGAGGUGGAUCAGGGAUCCGCCUCCAAGUGGGACCAAGGGGACAGCUCCGUUCUUCCGGCCCAUGACGGCCUAGGCAGCUUCCAAGCAUCUAGUCAGACCGUGCAGGACCAAUUGUGGCAGCAUGAGCAGUACAACCCCCGGCGGAGACCCGAGCUGCGCCUGCGCCGCCAUUCGAGCGUCCAACGCCAGCUAGAUGCCAUGGUGGAUAAUGACCGGACCGAUGCGGAGCGGGACCGCUGGCAGCGGAUCGAGAGGUGGAGAAUGGACCAGAGCCGGAUGCUCUUGAACGAGAUCGAGAAGGAGACGCGGAAGCGGCGCAGCAGUUGCGCGGGCGUGUCGUCGAGUGAUCGCGCCAUGCCACCGUCCGUGACUCCGGAUACGCCACGCAGUAUCCCGGAGGCGGCUCCCGCGGAGAAGCCCCAGGAGGGUGAUCCGGAGUCGCUUUGGCAACGGAUCACCCGCAAAGUCAUUCGGGAUCUCAUCGGCAUCGACGAUUCUCUGCUCUCAGUCAUCUUCGGGGAGUCCCUGGUGGACACCGAUCAUGAUGCGCAGCGUACAUCUACGGGGACGAGUCAGCCUUUUGAUUUGAAUGAGGCGUUGAAUAGGGAGCUGGGCUCCGUGCCGGACGACCAGAACCAGUGGCAGAGCAAACUCCUUCAACGCAUCGCACACGAACUCGGCGUGCUGGUUCACCAGCUCUGCGAGCACCCCGGCGCAUUCACGACGUACCUCAACGUGUCGAAUGACGCUCACAACCAGUACGCGGGGAUCCCGCUCAGUCGUGUCCCGGAAGAGGGAGCGGAAGCCCCAGACACAACGGUAUCCACCCGGCCUGAAUCCUCGUCCAAGGCGACGGGCAUAAGCCUGGGAGAGUCCAUGCCCUCGCCGCAUUUUAGCCCGACGAUCCGUAGUUCCCAUUACCACGAGCAUGCAGCGCAGUGGGGCAUCGAAGACGACGCUGAUUCAAGCCGCGCAGCAGAGCCCUUAUCGGAGUCCGCGCGUGUUCAGCACGAGAAAGAAUACUGGGAGCGCGAACUCGACGUCAUGAUGGUAUUCCGGUACCUCCGCAACCGGUUCAGCCAUCGCAGCACCACCUCAGAUUCGCACCACACCACAUCACGCCGUCCCCCACAGGACGCCUCGCGGCGCGCGGCGGUCAUUCGCCAGCACCACCCGCUCGUAGCCCGCGCUCACUCCCGCUCCCAGGCCCAGGCCCGUCGCCAGUCACAAUGCUCAGCCAACGGUGCUGGUUCAACAGGGGUCUCCUCGCCAAUCCUCCGACAGCACUUCCGACGCUCCAGCUCCAGCUGUGCCAGCCAGAGCGCCAAGCGGUCGGCCAUUUCCAGUCGGCGAACGCUCACCAGCUCCAGCCGAAACUACUGGGACAUUGGGGGGAGCGUCGACAGCGGCAGCGCCGUGGUCCCGGUGAGCGCGGGGGUACCGGCGUGGGGGGAUGUCUAG
This is a messenger RNA of Aspergillus campestris IBT 28561, 1752 nucleotides long. RefSeq lists its product as uncharacterized. The transcript has 2 exons. Bases 1 to 1752 code for a protein of 583 amino acids. Lineage: Eukaryota; Fungi; Ascomycota; Eurotiomycetes; Eurotiales; Aspergillaceae. The record is from RefSeq and is a predicted model, not a curated record.